Messenger RNA from Mercurialis annua (annual mercury), 1196 nucleotides. Its product is annotated as NDR1/HIN1-like protein 6. The record is from RefSeq and is a predicted model, not a curated record. Bases 213 to 956 code for a protein of 247 amino acids. Gene Ontology annotation, cellular component: plasma membrane. NCBI's taxonomy places the organism in Eukaryota, Viridiplantae, Streptophyta, Magnoliopsida, Malpighiales, Euphorbiaceae. The transcript has a single exon.
GUGCAAUUCUAAAUUUGGAAAGAAAAUAAAAAGGUACGUACAGUAAUUGUAACAGCCAGGCUAUGCAUUUGUCCAUGUCCAUACACAUGUAACAAAGUCCUUCACUUAAGGAACCCCAAAUCUGCCUCCCAAAAAUAUCUCUCUACCUUCAUCUCCAAGAUUCCUGGCUGAGAACCAAAACAGCCGUUGUCUGUGUUUCAAAGUUCUUGAACAUGGCAUAUUACUCGUCGGGUUUCGAUGCACCGAUGGAUAAUCGGCCUCCGUAUCAACCAAAAUAUGUCAUGUUGAAUAGUAAUCAUUCGACAAACUUAAGACCUCCUCCACAAAGGAGACAUGUUCCUCGUUAUCACUCGAAUAAUCAUGGUAAAUCGAGCGGAAAUAGUUGUUUCCGAUGCCUUUGUUGUUGCCUUUGCUUCUGGUUACUAUUGAUCAUUUUUCUUGCUGCUGCUCUUUUCGCUCUUUAUACGUCAUUGGACCCGGAAAUCCCUCGUUACAAUGUGGAUCGUUUUGACGUGAAAUCUUUCAAUGUUCAACCUGAUUUUAGUCUCUUCACUGAAUUUACUGUCACCGUAAAAUCUGAAAAUCCGAAUAAGCAUAUAGGUUUUGAUUAUGGCAAGAAAAGUUCUGUUAUUGUAACUUACAGAGAUUCGCCGCUUUGUUCUGGCACCAUUCCUGCAUUUCAUCAACCUCGCCAGAAUACCACAUUGAUACCCAUUGUUCUGAAAGGAAAGAGCGAGUUCGGCUCCGGCCUUCAAGAAGCUCUUAUGCAGAACAGAAAUACGGGACGGAUUCCUCUACUUGUCGAGGUUAGGGCACCUGUCGCACUUGUAAUUAAAGAAAUACCUCUUAGACAAGUUACUGUUCUUAUCAAUUGUUCUUUGGUUGUUGAUAAUUUGUCUCCUAACAAGAAAGCCAAAAUAUUAUCAAGCACAUAUCAGUAUGGUAUUGAGCUAUAAUUAUACGCCAUACAUCUCCGAACGUUUAUGUAUUUUCUUAUUCUCACACAGAUCGAAUUCAGAGGAACAUAUUUUAUUUUUGAUAAUAUAAAAAUUGUAAGAAAGUUCAUAGGAAAAAAUUCCGAGCAGGUGUUAGAUUGUAAAUGUAAUGUUGCUUGAGUGCAAUGUCAAAUUCUUUGUAAUGUGUAACACACUUUAUUAUUGUUUUCAUAAUUUAGGUAUAGAGUUUUGUUCUCUCAA